AUGCGGCGCUCCAGCACGGACGAGUCCGCGUACCGGCGCAGUCCGUCGCCCGAGGGCAAGGAGCCGGGCUUCGCGCGCGGCGGCCCCUUCCGGCGCGGCAGCAGCCUGGGCGGGCGCGCGGGCGCGGGCGCCUUCUUCGGCCCCAAGGCGGCCCAGGCGCGCUCCACGUCGCCCAAGGGCAGCAAGUACGUGGUCUUCUACCUGGACCUCUCCUUCAUCUUCCUCCUAGAGCUGAAGCGCUGCAGCAUGGCGCGCGGCUGCCUGCAGGGCGUCAAGUACCUGAUGUUCGCCUUCAACCUGCUCUUCUGGCUGGGAGGCUGCGGCGUCCUCGGCGUCGGCAUCUGGCUGGCCGCCACACAGGGGAACUUCGCCACCCUGUCCUCCUCCUUCCCGUCCCUGUCGGCUGCCAACCUGCUCAUUGCCACCGGCACCUUCGUCAUGGCCAUCGGCUUCGUGGGCUGCAUCGGAGCCAUCAAGGAGAACAAGUGCCUCCUGCUCACUUUCUUCGUGCUGCUGCUGCUGGUGUUCCUGCUGGAAGCCACCAUCGCGGUGCUGUUCUUGGCCUACACGGACCAGAUUGACAGGUAUGCCCAGCAAGACCUGAAGAGGGGCCUGCACCUGUUUGGCACGAAGGGCAACGUGGGCCUCACCAACGCCUGGAGCAUCAUCCAGACCGACUUCCGCUGCUGCGGCGUCUCCAACUACACCGACUGGUUCGAGGUGUACAAUGCCACGCGCGUGCCCGACUCCUGCUGCCUGGAGUUCAGCGAGAGCUGCGGGCUGCACGCACCCGGCACCUGGUGGAAGGCGCCCUGCUAUGAGACGGUGAAGGUCUGGCUCCAGGAGAACCUGCUGGCCGUGGGCAUCUUUGGGCUGUGCACGGCGCUCGUGCAGAUUCUGGGCCUGACCUUCGCCAUGACCAUGUACUGCCAGGUGGUAAAGGCGGACACCUACUGCGCGUAGCCCGCCGACACCCCUGCUUCUCUGCCAAAGGACACCCCUACCAGGGAGACAGCCACGGCCCAGCACUCUCCCGCCACAGGACCUGGCACGGGGAGGAGCAGCAAGUGCCCAGGAGCCUGUCCUGGGGGGCCCCAGCUCCGGCAGCUGCAGGGUCUCUGGACUGGACAGAGGGGCGGACAGGUGCUGGCCGCAAUGUCCAGGCUGGGGUGGGAGGGGCUUCUGGCAUUUUUAUAUCUAUGUAUUCUCCAGGGCAGCGCUCACACUGGUGGGGUCCCCAGCCCCCCACGGACACCCUGGAGGCCUGCCCACCGGUCCUGGUGCUCCGGGUGGGGCCUGACCCCAUUACUCACAUUCCACGGCGGGCGCAGGCCCAGGUGCAUCUUAAUAAAGUGUGUGAGCGGC
Lepus europaeus (European hare) is the source of this 1365-nucleotide messenger RNA. It is a transcript of the gene TSPAN4, whose product is annotated as tetraspanin 4. The transcript is spliced from 7 exons. The record is from RefSeq and is a predicted model, not a curated record. The coding region runs from base 1 to 963 and encodes 320 amino acids. Gene Ontology annotation, cellular component: membrane. NCBI's taxonomy places the organism in Eukaryota, Metazoa, Chordata, Mammalia, Lagomorpha, Leporidae.